AUGGCCGCGCUGGUGUUCGGGGAACGGACUGCGGACAAGGCGGCGAGGCUGCGGACACCCCUGCCCGCCCUAGAGGCGAGGACUGCGUGCGCGCACGUGCAGUGGGACGCCGCCUCGCCCGACACCGCCGUGCUCUUCUCCCUCGCGGCGCCCGCGCUGCCCAACGCGCUGCAGCUGCGCGCCUUCGCCGAGCCGGGCGGCGCCGUGCACGCGGCGCUGGUGCGCGGCGGGCGCUGGGCGCUGUUUGCCGACGGACGGCGGCGCGUCGGGGCGCGGGGACUGGGCGCGGGCCACCCGGUGCCAGCGGGCGGCAUCCUCGUGCUGGGCCAGGAUCAGGACUCUUUGGGCGGCGGCUUCUCGGCGCGCGAUGCCUUCAGCGGCAACCUCACCGGCUUCCACUUCCCACCUUUUGCGAACCUGGCCACGCCCAGCUCUGGCCACGCCCUCCCCAAGCGGGUCGGGCAAGUGCCUGGUCCCAGUAGCCUGACGCCCUUCACCCGGGUUCCCACGUUGCCCCCUAAUUCGGGGGCUGUGCGUCCUGGCCCCCUACGGUGUACAGGUGCCUUCAAGGCCCGAACAGGCCGUGCCCUCAGAGGAGUGCCCUACGUGGAACCCAGGAUCCCGUACCGAGGGCUCUUUGCUCUGCCUUCAACCACGGCCCUUCCUCUGCUGCUACCAGAUUGCCUGGCAUCCAUCCUCUCCUUUGCAGAGACUUAUCAGCGGCUGCAGGAUGCCCGGUCAUGGCCUGGCCAGGAUGUUAUCAGCCGAGUCAAUGCCUUGGCCAACGCCAUUGUGCUCCUCCCGGACCCUCUCUCUGAAGUCCAUGGACACCUGUCACCGGCUGAGGCCUCCAGCUUCCUGGGUAUCCUGGAGGGAGUCCUGGCAAAGGAGGCAGCUCCCCUGGGGCCUGCUGCAUUGCUGGCCAUCCUUCACUUUCUAAAGAGGGUGACAGCCCUCGGGGCCGGGGAGCCAGAGCCCUUAAGAGGGCCCUGGGAGCAGCUAGGCCGGGGCAUCGUGUCCGUGGUCAGCCUGGUCCUGGAGGAGCAGUUGGCUGGAGCGUGGCUGUCAGUCAGCAAGGUGGUCGGCGGCCCCAUGGCCCUGGUGGCAAGUGUACAGUGCCUGGCGCCCCUGGUGAGCACCGUGCUGACCCCCGAGUGGCCCCAACUGCACAUCCAGCGCCGGCGAGCCGGUCUGGAGGUGCAGAGCCUACACCUGAGGGAUGCCAGCAAAGAGGGCUAUGUGUUCACGAUGCCCCAUGGGCAUCCGGAGGGGCCCGGCCACAUCCGCAUCCCCGCAGGUGAAGUGAAGCAGCUCCUCGGGAAAGGCCUCUCCAGAGUCACCGUGAUCCACAGCUGGUUCAGCUCAAGUGUCUUCCAGCACACCCUAGGGGAGCCUGGCCUAGAGCCCCAGGCCUCUGACAGCUCAGAAGAGGCAAGCAAGACGCAGAGGUUUCUAAGCACCCAGGUGGGCUCAGCCAUCAUCUCCUCUGAGGUAUGGGAUGAAACCAGGGAGGUCAGCAUGGCCGUGACCUUUCACCUGCAGCACCAGGCCCAGAGGCCUCAACAUCCCCCUGCAUCCUCCUGGUCUCUCCCCUCCAUACUUGUUCACACACCUGCCCCAUGCCCCCCAUACACACUCACACACCUGCUCUGUUCCUGUUUCCUGCCCUCAGGCCUUCCCGCAGAAACUGGUGGAGCCUGUCUGUGCUUUCUGGAACUUCAGUAUCACCCCGGACACAGGGGGCUCCUGGGCCCCUACUGGCUGUUCUGUGGCCACUGUGGACGAGGACUCGACUGCCUGCUUCUGCAACCACAGCACCAACUUUGCUGUCCUGUUGCAGGUCAGAGGAGCACUGAGGAGGAGUCACUGCUGAGGAACGCUCUCGUUUGUGGGUUGCGGUGUGUCCUUCUGCGCCCUGGUCACCACCUUCUUGCUCUUCCUGGCAGCCAGGGCCCCCAAGUCAGAGCGAGCUACGGUCCACAAGAACCUCACCUUCUCCCUGGCCUCUGCCGAGGGCUUCCUCAUGGCCAGCGAGUGGGCAAAGGCCAACAAGCUGUAAUGCACCUCCUCUUUUUGGUCGCAUUCUCCUGGAUGUUGGUGGAGGGCCUCCUGCUGUGGAGCAAGGUGGUGGUCGUGAGCAUGCGCCGGGGCCCCGGGAUGACGCUCUACUACGCCACAGGCGGGGGUGUGCCUGUGGCCGUUGUGGCCGUCACCCUGGCCAUGUCCCCCCAUGACUACGUGGCCGCCGGGCACUGCUGGCUCAGUGUGCACACAGACGCCAUCUGGGCCUUUGUGGGCCCUGUGCUCUUCGUGCUGACUGCCAACACUUGCAUCCUGGUCCGCGUGGUCAUGGUCACUGUGGCCAGUGCCCGCCGCCGUGCCCGCGUGCUGAGCCCACAGCCCUGGCUACAGGAGCAGGUCAGGAUCCAGACAUGCUGCGACACCCUUCCUCUGAGCCAGGACUGGGACCGGGACCCCGUCUCCCCAGUGCCAACCACUUCUGGGUUUGAGAAGGGACAGCCAAGGGCCGCGGUGGAGCCGGUGCUGGUCCUGCUGCCCGUCCCUGAGGUGCUGGUGCACCUCAGCCCGGCCUGGGCCUGCGCCGCCAUGGGCCUCAAUUCCUUUCAGUUUACAGUCGAGGGAGCUGAGGUCCAGACACUCAGGGGUGUGGCAGAGGUUCCGGGCUCCGGGCUGGUGCUAGAGCUGCUUGAGGCCUCGGACCCCCGCGACGUGUCCCCUCGGGCGCAGUGGGUAGCCGCUGCCCUGGAGAGGGCAGCAGGUAGAGGGGGCUUGGUCCGGAGGACGACGCUCAGCCCCGUAAAUGAGGCAGUCGCCGUGGCGCUGCGGCGGGCCUCCCACGGGCCUGUUGGGGGGCCUGCGUCCGGGAGCCACGGAGAGGCCCCCCUGCAGCGGUGGCCUGGGCAGCAGCGGGCCAUUGCCAUGGUGACCACUGCGGUCAUCCCUGUGGCGGCCCUCCGUCAGCCGCAGACCUUCCUUGCCGAGGUCUCCUGGUGA
Molecule: messenger RNA, 3015 nt
Organism: Zalophus californianus (California sea lion)
Lineage: Eukaryota; Metazoa; Chordata; Mammalia; Carnivora; Otariidae
Gene: ADGRD2
Product: adhesion G protein-coupled receptor D2
Exons: 23
Coding region: 1-3015 (1004 amino acids)
Biological process (GO): adenylate cyclase-activating G protein-coupled receptor signaling pathway; cell surface receptor signaling pathway
Cellular component (GO): membrane
Molecular function (GO): G protein-coupled receptor activity
Source: RefSeq, a predicted model, not a curated record